Planococcus citri (citrus mealybug) is the source of this 2797-nucleotide messenger RNA. RefSeq lists its product as uncharacterized. The transcript is spliced from 2 exons. Bases 365 to 2500 code for a protein of 711 amino acids. The record is from RefSeq and is a predicted model, not a curated record. NCBI's taxonomy places the organism in Eukaryota, Metazoa, Arthropoda, Insecta, Hemiptera, Pseudococcidae.
CUACCGGUCCUACUUUAAAUUAUCAGUGAUUACUGAAGUGUAAAAUGACCUAGAUGAGUGUUAUUUGUACGUAGUUGCAUGUAUCAAAGUUGCACGUAUGUUUUUGUAUGCGUUCGGUGGUUUGCUGUGCAUAAACAACUUGUGUGAAUUGUGGCAUUUGAAUGAUGAAGCCAGUAGUGUUGACAUGUUAUACCUAUCUACGUAGAAUGUUCGGUAUUUUCCUAUUUCAAAGUGUAUUCGUAUUCAAAUUUUCGAUGAAGUUUUUUGAUUCGUGAAGAUUGUGAAUAAUCAGCAUAUUUUCGUUCGUGUAAGUGUGUGAUAUCGUGUUCCAAAGUUGCGUAUACCCAGAUUCAAUUCCUUCAACAUGGCCGGCGAUAUCGAAGACUACCCGUUCAGUUUCAUGAACCAGCCAUCAUCGCUCCAGCUGCUAGCAUCGUCCGAAAUAGCCUUAACUUUAUGGCAAUACAAAUAUUCAAAUUCGACUUAUCCCGCUCUCAGCUCGUUCCUGGUUACUAAAUUCAGCUGCGAAGAAAUGCUCGUCGUUCCGCCUCGUUUCAAAGUCAAAAUCGACGAAAGAAUCGCCACGAUUGGGGCCGAGCUGAAAAAAUGGAUCGACUUUCACGGGACUAAGCAGACUUUUUUCGAGGGUGAUUUUCGAGACGCGUUUACCAAGACAUUAAAGCUUAUGGUGGUCGACUCCUGCGGCGGUAUUUGUUUCAAGGCGACGGCGAUAAACAUCCUGAAUUCGAAUCAGUUCAACGACGUAGAAAAGUACAGAUUAGCUUGCGAGUUUUGUAUCGAAGACCACGUCGAAAAAUUAUGGCCUUGUGUGUCGAAAGGUGCCCGACUCGGUGAAAAUCUCAAAAUCGAUACCCACAGCUUGAUUCUUUACUGGUAUCGUCGAAUGAGAUUGAGAAAAACCACCUUCAAGGAUACCCUAUUGGUUAAAACACGAUUGGUAUAUGCCCGGAACGCGAGUAAUUGGCCAGCAUUCGAGUAUUUUUGGAACACGCACUCGACAGAUCGAGAGAAAUUGCCUCAGGCUAUUCUAUGCCUAAAACGAGCCAAUGGUGAAGCUAUCAAGCGUAUGUUGCCUUCGUUGAACCGUAUCUUGGCUAUGAAAGUGUUCGAAGAAGUGUCCCCUCAAAUUUUACGUCUAUUGGUGCCCAACGAGAAGUAUUUCCAGCAUGUGCAUCAAUUUUGGACUGUUGUCGAACAUACCGUAUACGAAAAAGAAUCCAGCUUGUUCAAGGUAUUGCACGAGUUGUGGAAAAUGGUAUUCAACCCUAUGGAUAUCAGGCUGGGCUUGAAUAAUACUCGAUGCGAACAAAUCAACGAGUUUUUGAUGGAAAUCUGGUCCAAUGCCACGGAAAACUUAAAGUACGAUGUUUCGAAUCACCACAUACGCGAUUUUUUCCACCCAUUGUGGACUUCUUCGGACGGAUUUCCGAGGUUUUACGGUCAUAAUAUGGAUUUCAUGUUGGAUCUGCUCGACAAAUGGCGUAACUCGAAUAAAGAACAGAUUUGGCAUAAGAAUUGGCGUAAAUUGAUCCUACGAGCCAAGCCUGUGUAUUUGGAGCGAUUCCUCAGGGUAUGUUUACCGGACGACGAUGACGUUGAAAAAUUCAAAAAGGAAUUGCAGGCGUGUAAACGUAUUUUCGAAUUAUUCAUCGAGCACGGCAUGUAUUCGGAUUUGAAGUUUUACCUGAAUUUUUGCUCGAAAGAUCAAAGUGAGUUUCAGCUACAGAGCAAACGAUUGCUCGAAUUGCACUUUGAUCUGAUCAUGCUCCACGAUGACGAGAAAUUCGCUAAAUUCGACGAAUUCGUCGGCGAAAUGUUUUCAAACGUGGGAACAGAUAUUGAAGCGUUCAAAUUUGCUUUGAUGUCAUCCUCUAAAAAUCUAACUCGUUUGCACGAAGCAUUCAAUAAAGAUCGUUCUACAGAUUUCAAGAGAAUAAUUGCCCGAUUUGUGACCUCUGAGGAGAAAUUAAAGUCCUUGAAAAGCGUAUUACUAAAGCAUUGUAGGCAAUACGUGAUUUAUAUCCGAUAUGGCGACUUUCAAGUUGAUCAAUGGCAAGAGCUGAUUGAAUAUUGUACUGCGAAUGUGGACGAAAUUGCAGCCUUUAAGCGGUCUUUCAACGUGGAUGCGAUUUUUCUAAAACGUCUGGCUGAUAUUCGACACUUUUUUUGGUCUGAAAGAUGUUUUAAAUUUUUUGACGAGUUUUUCAAGUGGUAUUUUGCUAGCGAAACGGAUCAAAGAAAUUUCAAGUUGAAGAAGAUAGCUAAUUACGAGAAAAUCGAGCAUAUUCGUGUUAUGCUCGAUGAUCCUGCUUAUCGUAGCACGAUGCAUCGUUUGCUGAUGUGGUUUUUCGAUAACGAUGCGGAAAAGGUGCGCGAAUUUUGUAAAAAAUGUGAUUUUAGUCCGCCAUCAUCGCCACCGGUGAUUCGUAGAAUUGAUUCAGUCAGUGAUAUGCCUAAUUUGUCGAGUGAUUUUAGAUAGAAAUACGACGAUUAGGAAAUUAUUUUUUGAUAGAAGUAAACUACUCGUAUAUUUAACAUUCAAUGUAUUUAUUUUUUUUAAUCGAUCGUUUUGAAUAUUUUUUUAAUAUGCUACAUACCUACUUACCUACCUACCUAGUCGUUUUAUUUUUUGUAGGUGAAAUUUAAUGUGUACCGUUUCUUUAUUGUUAGGUUUUCUCUUAUUAAUCUUAGUUCAUGUUGUGACCUCAUUUUACAAUUUUUAAAAUUCUUAAUUGAGUGAUUUUUUUUCGUAUUAAUUAAAUGAUCUAAGUUUGGA